Messenger RNA from Closterium sp. Naga37s-1, 2058 nucleotides. The record is from the annotation of a GenBank genome assembly. Lineage: Eukaryota; Viridiplantae; Streptophyta; Zygnematophyceae; Desmidiales; Closteriaceae.
AUGGCUUUUCCUGCCUUACUACAAUUCCCUGCCUUCACUCUCCCUUGCCCUCAUCACUCUCCCUUGCCCUCAUCACUCUCCCUUGCCCUCAUCUCUCUCCCUUGCCCUCAUCACUCUCCCUUGCCCUCAUCUCUCUCCCUUGCCCUCAUCUCUCUCCCUUGCCCUCAUCUCUCUCCCUUGCCCUCAUCUCUCUCCCUUGCCCUCAUCUCUCUCCCUUGCCCUCAUCUCUCUCCCUUGCCCUCAUCUCUCUCCCUUGCCCUCAUCACUCUCCCUUGCCCUCAUCUCUCUCCCUUGCCCUCAUCUCUCUCCCUUGCCCUCAUCUCUCUCCCUUGCCCUCAUCUCUCUCCCUUGCCCUCAUCACUCUCCCUUGCCCUCAUCUCUCUCCCUUGCCCUCAUCACUCUCCCUUGCCCUCAUCUCUCUCCCUUGCCCUCAUCUCUCUCCCUUGCCCUCAUCUCUCUCCCUUGCCCUCAUCUCUCUCCCUUGCCCUCAUCACUCUCCCUUGCCCUCAUCUCUCUCCCUUGCCCUCAUCACUCUCCCGUGCCCUCAUCACUCUCCCUUGCCCUCAUCUCUCUCCCUUGCCCUCAUCUCUCUCCCUUGCCCUCAUCUCUCUCCCUUGCCCUCAUCUCUCUCCCUUGCCCUCAUCACUCUCCCUUGCCCUCAUCUCUCUCCCUUGCCCUCAUCACUCUCCCUUGCCCUCAUCUCUCUCCCUUGCCCUCAUCUCUCUCCCUUGCCCUCAUCUCUCUCCCUUGCCCUCAUCUCUCUCCCUUGCCCUCAUCUCUCUCCCUUGCCCUCAUCUCUCUCCCUUGCCCUCAUCUCUCUCCCUUGCCCUCAUCUCUCUCCCUUGCCCUCAUCUCUCUCCCUUGCCCUCAUCUCUCUCCCUUGCCCUCAUCUCUCUCCCUUGCCCUCAUCUCUCUCCCUUGCCCUCAUCUCUCUCCCUUGCCCUCAUCUCUCUCCCUUGCCCUCAUCUCUCUCCCUUGCCCUCAUCUCUCUCCCUUGCCCUCAUCUCUCUCCCUUGCCCUCAUCUCUCUCCCUUGCCCUCAUCUCUCUCCCUUGCCCUCAUCUCUCUCCCUUGCCCUCAUCUCUCUCCCUUGCCCUCAUCUCUCUCCCUUGCCCUCAUCUCUCUCCCUUGCCCUCAUCUCUCUCCCUUGCCCUCAUCUCUCUCCCUUGCCCUCAUCUCUCUCCCUUGCCCUCAUCUCUCUCCCUUGCCCUCAUCUCUCUCCCUUGCCCUCAUCUCUCUCCCUUGCCCUCAUCUCUCUCCCUUGCCCUCAUCUCUCUCCCUUGCCCUCAUCUCUCUCCCUUGCCCUCAUCUCUCUCCCUUGCCCUCAUCUCUCUCCCUUGCCCUCAUCACUCUCCCUUGCCCUCAUCUCUCUCCCUUGCCCUCAUCUCUCUCCCUUGCCCUCAUCUCUCUCCCUUGCCCUCAUCUCUCUCCCUUGCCCUCAUCUCUCUCCCUUGCCCUCAUCUCUCUCCCUUGCCCUCAUCUCUCUCCCUUGCCCUCAUCUCUCUCCCUUGCCCUCAUCUCUCUCCCUUGCCCUCAUCUCUCUCCCUUGCCCUCAUCUCUCUCCCUUGCCCUCAUCUCUCUCCCUUGCCCUCAUCUCUCUCCCUUGCCCUCAUCUCUCUCCCUUGCCCUCAUCUCUCUCCCUUGCCCUCAUCUCUCUCCCUUGCCCUCAUCUCUCUCCCUUGCCCUCAUCUCUCUCCCUUGCCCUCAUCUCUCUCCCUUGCCCUCAUCUCUCUCCCUUGCCCUCAUCUCUCUCCCUUGCCCUCAUCUCUCUCCCUUGCCCUCAUCUCUCUCCCUUGCCCUCAUCUCUCUCCCUUGCCCUCAUCUCUCUCCCUUGCCCUCAUCUCUCUCCCUUGCCCUCAUCUCUCUCCCUUGCCCUCAUCUCUCUCCCUUGCCCUCAUCUCUCUCCCCUGCAAGCUCCUCGACAUGCCUCCACACACGUGAGAAGGCCUUCACCAGGCAGCCUGAGCCGCCGCUGCUGUACUCGUGGAGAGAGGCGGGUGAGCCUGGGGGGGUGGCAGAGGGGGGAGCGGGGGGUGGGUGCGCAGGUGUGGCGUGGUGA